This is a messenger RNA of Symbiodinium sp. CCMP2592, 2049 nucleotides long. The record is from the annotation of a GenBank genome assembly. NCBI's taxonomy places the organism in Eukaryota, Dinophyceae, Suessiales, Symbiodiniaceae.
AUGCAGCAUGAUGGCGCAGGAUGCAGCCCAACCAGUGCUUACAAGGUGGUGGUGCGUGUCCGCCCAUCCAGCGACAGCCAGGAGGACCCCGAGGUGGUCCAGGUCCUCUCCAAGACGCGGCUGCGGGUGCAGCGCCUCGAUCAGGAGCCUUUGGAGUUGCAGCUGGACCAUGUCUUGGACUCUCCAAGCAGCCAGGAAGACGCCUUCUCUGCGGUGCGGAGUAUCGUGGCGCGGGUCCUGGAAGGUGCCAAUGGCACGAUUCUAGCUUAUGGCCAGACUGGAAGCGGCAAGACCUACACCAUGACAGGUGAGGCCUCGCCUUGCGCCCGCGGCCUCAUUCCGAGAACGCUGGAGCAGCUCUUUCAAGGCCUGGAGACUGAUCUGAGCCGUCGGGAGACCACCAUCCAGGUGUCCUUCCUUGAGAUCUACGCGGAGCGCGUCUUCGACUUGCUGACAGGGCCUCGGCCAAAGAACGUCGAAGAAGGCUUCUCCGUGAGGGCCAAUGCACAUGGGAACGCUGCAAGGCGCCCCUUGGCUGGAGGCCUGGAAAUCAUGGAGGGUCGCGGCGGUGCAGUUCUGGUGCCAGGGCUGACGGUUGUCAAAGUGAGCAACCUGGAUCAGGCCCUGGAAGUGCUGAGGAUCGGCACCCUGAGCCGGACCUCUGGAGACAACGGUUUUAACUCUUCCUCGUCGAGGUCCCAUGCAAUCUUCCAGGUCCUGGUCGAGCCGAGCCCCUCUCGCCGGGCGGCGGGGGACCGACGAAUUUCGAAGCUGAACCUCGUGGACCUCGCAGGCUCUGAGAAGCUCAAGCCCGAGUCUGCCCCUGCCGGCGCGACCCUCCAGGAGCUCACUUGCAUCAAUCUCUCGCUGUCCACCUUGGGCAAGUGCAUCUCUGCGAUCGUUUGCCAGAGGCGCACGCACGUACCGUAUCGGGAUUCCAAGCUGACACGACUGCUUCAGGAUGCCCUGAGUGGGCAAUCCCUGGCGGCGAUGAUCAUUUGCAUCUCACCGCUCAUGUCCUCCCUCGAGGAAACUUUGAGCUCCCUGAAGUUUGCGGACCGGGCGAAGCAGGCAGUGUUGGAUCAUCUUCCGGGCUCGGCGUCGCCCUCGCCAGCGGCCGCGAGCACGGCUUCGAGCCUAGCAAUGGCCCGGCGGGUGGAGGAGCUGCAAUCCAGGGUGCAGGAGCUGUCGGCGGAGCUGCAGAAGGAGCGAUCUGAAAGACAACGCCUGGAGCAGCUUCUGACGCGGGAGUUGAAGAUGACUUCCUGGAAGUCGAAAGAGCCCAAGAGGGGCGGAAGCCUCUCUUUGCCGAUCUCCGCCCGGAAGCGCAGCUCGAGCUCCAAGCUGAAGUGGGACAUCGUCAAGCACCUUUCGGAGCACCCGGGCCUCGCCGACCUCACAGCCCUGAAUUUGGGUGAGGAAGCGUGGUUGGCACAGGCCUUCGGCGGCGAUGCCCAGUCCACGCAGUCCACUUCGAGCUCGAGCGACUCGGAGCAGGGCCGCUUGGACAUCCGCUCCUCGGGAAGCCGCAGCUCCGGGAAGCGUGCGAAGGGCCAUGCAGUCUUGGCAUACUUACAGCGGCUCUCGAAGCAGAAUGCCGAGCUCCUGGCGCGCAUGGAGGCACUGGAGGGCCGGCAAGCGGACCAGAAAGAGGCUUUGGAAAGACGAAGGCCUGGAGAGGAGCUGAGCCCGACGCCGCUACCCAGGGAAGAGAGCCAGAGCCCUCAGAAGGAGCUCUGGAGUACCUCCAAGAAGGAGUUCUGCUUCGAAGCAUCGCCGGCGCACCGAGGCUCCAAGGACUCGCGAGACUCCAGGGACUCUUUGCAUUCACCGGCCUGCAGCGCCGAGACCGCGACGCCCAAGACGGGCAACUCCCCUUCACUGGAGCAGCGACGUGAGCUCUUGAAGAAGGCCCGCGACGACAAUGCCCGCGUCCGUGCCGAACUACGGCAGCAGGACGACCGCGGACACUACAGUGACUGCGACCCCUUGCAUUCUGAGGUGAAGAAACUCCAGGAGGCUCGGAAGCUGUUGCGUAGGCCCGCGUGA